AUGCUGGCGAGAUUCAGGAACAGCUUCCGCUGCGGCAUCCCAAAUGCCCCCCGAUCUAUCCGUAUUCCAGGGAUGGAGAAGCCGGAGUCCUCCCGCGGGGGCGAGAGCGCCGGGGAGCUCGAGGAUCGGGACCCCAACAGCCUGAAUCAACACCUUCAGGUGAUGUGGGACGACGUGAUCGGCGAGCCGGAAGGGAUCCGGAGUCCCGAGUGCGCCUGGCGGCUCAGCGGCCAUUGCUUCCGGCUCUCCAGGGGAUGCUGCUACGUAUUCCUCUCCGUCCUCGUGGCGCCUCUGCUCGCCCCUGUCGGCUUCAUGUUCGCCUGCCUCGCGUUUCAGCAUAUAUGGUGUCUCGCGCCGUGUCUGCGCGUGUGGAAGAUCACGUGCGCGGCGAUGCGAAAUUUCCUGGCGGCGGUGACGCAGGCGGUCGUACGGCCGGUCAUGGAGGGGCUGGGCUAUCUCUGUUACAAUAUCCGUGUAUUCAAUCAGAGGUUACCGGACGGGCCUAUGCAGAAGGAGGACCUGCUGGUCGUGUGACUCGACGACCCCAGCGGCGGCCCCGACGCGGAGUCACCACCCCCUUCGCCGUCGGGCUCGCGGCUUUCCGCUGUCGCGACCUCCGCACCCCUCUGAGCACGAACGCGGUGCCGCGAUCGCGCAAAUCGUACGUGUCGGUAGUGUUAUAGCGUUUAGAGUUAAGCGGCGAGGAAGAGGGAAGAUGUUCAACUAAAGAAAGAUGCUUCCCACAUAGAACAUGGCAUCCAUUAGACAUCCAUUAGAUUUACUCCGUAGUUCCAUAAGACGUUUAUCUCCAUGAAAUCGGCUAGAACUUCAAUAGAGUACCAUACUUGCUAUAGUAUAUUCUUGAUGUUCUCUACAAAAUCAUCGUGAACGUCUAUUGAAACAUUUAUUAUGGAUUAUAGUAGAUUGGAUUGACGUAGGGACAGUCGUAUUCGUAGUCGCUGGAGUUGAUUCAAUUCGUAUUCCAACGACUACGACCGCAAUACGUCGCUGCGAACCAAUGAGAGGGGAGCGUUGCACAUUUAAUUAGCGGAAAAAAUAGCACGUAGAAGCGAAAGGGAGAGACUUCUAGUUAAUGUUAAUCUAUUAAUCGUCCCUCUAUUAGUCUAUAUUAGUCAUUCAAGCUCUAUGAAAUGUCUAUAAUCCACAUAAUGUUUAAUACACAUAAUGUCUAUAAAUAUGUCUAAUGGAGGCCAAAUGGACGUAUAUAAAGCAGGACUGUGACUUUUUAGUGGACGUUCGUUGGAAGUCUAAUUUCAAGUCUUCAGACAGACGUCUAAUGUCGUGUCAGAGAUUUUUGUUCUACGUGGGUCGCGACGCGAGUCCGAAUAUAUCACGAGCAAAAUUCUUAAUAUAAUCGUCGUAGUAUCUCAAUAUAAUGUAUAAUAACUGUCAAGAGUGUCGGCGGUCUAAGAUAGGCGAGGAGGCACCACCGCGACAUGCGCAUCAUUAAUAAUCGGGGCGGUAUAUAUUUUGUAGCUCGUAGUCAUAAUAUAUGUAACGUAGUUACAAUGUGACAUAAUCAAAAAAAUUUUCCGUUGAACUAGCUACAAUACAAUGUUGCAACGAGCCGCUGUCAAGUAUACCAAUAAGUGUAAAGGUCCCCCGCAUUGGCCUUGUAGAAGUAUAAUAUGUUUAACUCAUGCGCAUGUCCCGGGUGGACGCAGCAUACCAGGAGUUAAAAAGCUCGAAUAGCAGACCAGUCGAUAUUUUACGCAGACUGGCCUGCCUUUUGCCGUGGCACUCUUGAAUCCGAGACAAGAUGUCCUGGUGCUUCAUCCAGGUGAAAGGAUAAUUCUCUAAAUGAGAAGUGAUCUAAACGAGCGAACCGUUGAACGAGAUCUAGUCAGUGUAUUAAUCUAAAAUUAUAAUUUAACUGGGAAUGUAAAUUAUUAAGAAACUCCAUAGAGAGGAAAAGAGAAAUAGUUAUUAACCCCUUGAAUGGGAUCUCAAAAUGCAAAAGUGAUCCCAAAAUGCGUUUCCGUGUAUUAAUUCCAUGACGUCAUUCAAGGGGUUAAUAAGAGGUGUACGUAAAUCUGCAAGAAAAAUUUAUUAUGUCGUGUUUGAAGCAAAGAUCGUUAGUCAAAGACAAACGAAAGUGUUAAAAAGUUCAGCCACUCAAUUUCUAUAUGUACAAUCGUAUAAUUAAUUUUAGUGUAAUUAAUUAAUGUUCCUCAAUAAUGCGAUAAGGUAACACAGAACUGUCGCACUUUCAAUACUCUAUGUGUAAAUUUGUCAUUGUUACCAUUCUACCAUUUGUCGUUACCAUUUGUCUUUGUGUUUUUGGCCGUUGUAAACGAUUUGCGGAAUAUUUUUCGCAAUAUCAAAAUCUUAGGAGCUGUACAUACGAAUCUUCUGUAAGAGAAUUUUUGCAAAUAAAAAUGUAGAACACGAGAAAAACAA
Messenger RNA from Monomorium pharaonis (pharaoh ant), 2421 nucleotides. Its product is annotated as caveolin-3-like. Lineage: Eukaryota; Metazoa; Arthropoda; Insecta; Hymenoptera; Formicidae. Gene Ontology annotation, biological process: caveola assembly. Gene Ontology annotation, cellular component: caveola. Gene Ontology annotation, molecular function: molecular adaptor activity. The record is from RefSeq and is a predicted model, not a curated record.